Molecule: messenger RNA, 1280 nt
Organism: Triticum aestivum (bread wheat)
Lineage: Eukaryota; Viridiplantae; Streptophyta; Magnoliopsida; Poales; Poaceae
Exons: 3
Coding region: 15-1280 (421 amino acids)
Source: RefSeq, a predicted model, not a curated record
CCUCCAGAAGCAAAAUGCCGCUCCUGCUCCAGCGCCUCGUCGCCGCCGUCGCCGCCGCGGCUCCCCUCCGCCGCUACCUCUGCACGGCGGUCCCACGCCCUCCCUGGGCCAUGGUGAACAGCCAGGCGGCGCUGGACGCGUCAGGGGCGCCGUCGCAGAGCGCGCGCGCGCUCGUCGACCUCAACAGCACCCCCUGCGUCUCCCACCUCUCCGUCCCCGCUCGCCUCGUCGCCCCCCACGGCGACGACAUGGGUUCCCUCGUGGGCAUCGUCCGCGGCGCCAGCUGCGACGGCCUCCUCCUCCUCGACUUCAUCGACGCCCGCCACCGCCCCUUGUGGCCACACGAGUUCGCCGCGGCCCGCGGCGGCGUGGAACCGGAGGGCGAGCUCUUCGUCUGCAACCCUCUCAGCGGGCAGCUGGUCCGCCUCCCGGCCCCGGGCAUGGAUGUCCCCAAAAUGGGAAGUACCUCUUUCGGCCUGCUCACCCAAUCUCAAGGCUCACACGGCCCGCCUGACAGGUACGCCGUCGCUCAGCUCAGCAAAAGCAGUCGCGGGGGAGGGGAGUGCCGCAGGGUCGUGCGCCGGUUUCUGUCCGAGACAGGGGAGUGGGACGAGCGGCCGCUGGUCGGGGUGGCCGAGAUGGACACUGCGCGGAGCAUGCUGAUCAACCAUGAGGUGCUGGCGUUCGGCGACCGGCUGUGGUGGGUGGACGUGGCCUGGGGCGCCUGCUCCGUCGACCCCUUCAGCGACCGGCCGGAGCGCCGCUUCGCCGAGCUGCCGCGCUCCAGCGUGCUGCCUGUUUCUGAUUCCCCGACGCUGAGCAGGUACCGGCGCAUGGGGGUCAGCGACGGGAAGCUGCGCUACGUCCAAGUGUCCCAUGGACACAAGCACGACAAGUGGUGCGUGAUCCUUUCCUUUUCGCUGGAUGACGAGACCUACAGCUGGGCGCUGGAUCAGGGAGUUGAAAUUACAGGUCGGCACGACCCUUGCUAUGUUCAAAUUGCUGCCAUAGAUCCAUUCAAUGCCGACCUUGUGUACCUCCAACAUGGUAGUGCUGUUAUUGCCAUGGACCUGGCUGAGGGGGAGGAGAUUUGGAGGGGUUACCUGGCCAAGGAAUUCGCCUUUCAGAAGUUGCUCCACUGUAGUCUUCUUGUUCCGUGCGUGCUCCCAACAUGGCUUGCCACAAGCCAUAUCCCUUCUGCAGGAACCCUUUCAAGCAACAAGGCCGAUUGCAAAAGGAAGAGUUUGGCAGACAUGCUGGUUCGCGUAGACAAAUGCUAG